AUGGACAUGCUCUCGCAAAAUGCUAGCACGCCCCUACCGUCACUACCAGCCCCAGUAGCGCAGAAGCCAAGACCAACAUCAACGCUCUCGUUCCCGCUCCCACGCAACCUCAUCCUAAGCCCAUCAGACUCAGACAGCGACUCAGCAACUAACACACCACCCCUCUCACCAAGCCUGAGCAUCUCCAGCUCCGGCUCCUCCGCCCUAUCAGACUCCGAAGAAGUCGACUUCUCCGACCUCGACCUUCAAAAUGGUGCAGCGCAACUACGUGAUCGCCAUCAUCGUGCUAGUCCUAUUCUUCGUACUGGGAGUCGUCGGGUACGCGAUCUAUGCGGUGCAGAACAAGGUCAGCUUGUUCGCGAGGAGAGGGGAGAAGGAUCUGGAGGAGGACGAGGAAUGAUCACGGCUGCUCGUCACGGAGCGAGCUCGAAGAUUGAAGGAGGUCAUGUCGAGGAGCCAGAUGGCGGUUCGGUGACGAGGCGAAGAAGCGCGAAGCAAAAGUCCCACGUGAGGUCGAGGCUGAAGGUCCGCUUCGCGCUCCCGGAGCCAGCUGUGAUGAUCGCAGACCAGAGCAUGGAGCCUCGCGAAUGCGACCAACAACGGCAGCAUUCGGCUGAGGUCGAUCAAGUACACGACGCUGCGCUGAAAGCGUUCAAGCACAAGAUCUCCCUCCUCUCGUCGCCUGCGCCGCCAGCAGCGCCGCCUCCACCGAAGGCCUCGAAUAUUAUGCUCUCCGAUGCCACCAGCAAGGACGGAUGGCACAGACGUAAGGACCGCGUCGUCAGUGGCGAUCCAUCAGCGCCCGCAAACCAAGGAGGCGCAUUUCCAAUGAGGUACUCCUACCUCACUGAAUCCUGGCAGACGCAUGCGAAUAUCGCCGCCGCCGCUACUCCCGCCACGACGGGAAGGAGGGUGAGUGAUCGCGUUCGAGGUGACGAUGGGGGUUGGAGCUGGUUCUGA
This is a messenger RNA of Cyphellophora attinorum, 960 nucleotides long. RefSeq lists its product as uncharacterized. The transcript is spliced from 2 exons. The record is from RefSeq and is a predicted model, not a curated record. Lineage: Eukaryota; Fungi; Ascomycota; Eurotiomycetes; Chaetothyriales; Cyphellophoraceae. The coding region runs from base 1 to 960 and encodes 319 amino acids.